Messenger RNA from Enhydra lutris kenyoni (northern sea otter), 1577 nucleotides. Its product is annotated as keratin, type I cytoskeletal 27. The transcript has 8 exons. Lineage: Eukaryota; Metazoa; Chordata; Mammalia; Carnivora; Mustelidae. Bases 45 to 1397 code for a protein of 450 amino acids. The record is from RefSeq and is a predicted model, not a curated record. Gene Ontology annotation, molecular function: structural molecule activity. Gene Ontology annotation, biological process: intermediate filament organization; hair follicle morphogenesis.
AUCAGAGCUUCACUCCAGGAACAAGCUCUGCGGGUCUGGACAUCAUGUCUAUGCGCUUUUCUUCUGCAUCCAGACGGCUUGGCUCCAGCGGGGGAGCGGGUUUUGGGGCUGGAAAUGCAUGUGGUGUGCCGGGCAUUGGAAGUGGCUUCUCUUGCGCUUUUGGGGGCAGCUCAUCUGCAGGAGGCUAUGGCGGGGGGCUGGGUGGAGGAAGUGCUUCUUGCGCUGCCUUCACCGGGAAUGAACACGGCCUCCUGUCGGGCAACGAGAAGGUGACCAUGCAGAACCUGAACGACCGCUUGGCCUCCUACCUGGAAAAUGUGCGAGCACUAGAGGAGGCCAACGCUGACCUGGAGCAGAAGAUCAAGGGCUGGUACGAGAAAUUCGGGCCUGGUUCUUGCCGUGGUCUUGAUCAUGAUUACAGCAGAUACUUCCCAAUAAUUGAUGACCUUAGGAACCAGAUCAUUUCUGCAACUACCAGCAAUGCCAAUGUUAUCCUGCAAAAUGAUAAUGCAAGACUAACAGCUGAUGACUUCAGGCUAAAGUUUGAAAAUGAACAGGCCCUUCACCAGAGCGUUGAUGCGGAUGUCAGCGGUUUGCGCAGGGUCCUGGACGAGCUGACUCUGUGCAGAACCGACCUAGAGAUCCAGCUGGAAACCCUGAGCGAGGAGCUGGCUUACCUCAAGAAGAAUCAUGAGGAGGAAAUGAAGGCGCUGCAGUGCGCGGCCGGAGGGAACGUGAACGUGGAGAUGAACGCGGCGCCCGGGGUGGACCUCACGGUCCUGCUGAACAACAUGCGGGCGGAGUACGAAGCCCUGGCCGAGCAGAACCGCAGGGACGCGGAGGCCUGGUUCAACGAGAAGAGCGCCUCCCUGCAGCAGCAGAUCUCCGACGACGCUGGUGCCACCACCUCUGCUCGGAAUGAGCUAACCGAGAUGAAACGUACUCUUCAAACCCUGGAGAUCGAACUCCAGUCCCUCUUGGCAAUGAAACACUCCCUGGAGUGCUCCCUGACCGAGACCGAAGGCAACUACUGUGCGCAGCUUGCCCAGAUCCAGGCUCAGAUCGGGGCCCUGGAGGAGCAGCUGCACCAGGUCAGAACCGAGACGGAGGGCCAGAAGCUGGAGUACGAGCAGCUCCUCGACAUCAAGGUCCACCUGGAAAAGGAAAUUGAGACCUACUGCCGCCUGAUUGAUGGAGAGGAUAGCUCUUGUGUUAAAUCAAAAGGCUACGGAGGACCAGGGAAUCAGAUAAAAGAGUCCUCUAAAACCACCAUGGUGAAAACAAUUGUUGAAGAAAUCGAUCCUCGUGGCAAAGUUCUCUCCUCCAGAGUUCACACUGUGGAAGAGAAAUCCACCAAAGCCAACAACGUGAAGAGUGAACAGAGGGUGCCUUCCUGAACUCCAGAAGAAGAGCCCCUAAAUUAAAAUACGAAACUGAAGCUAGGUUCCUGAAUAAAAUCUCCCUUAGUUUUUUGCUUUUCUUCCGAUGAAUUAAGACAAGCUAUUUGUCAAAUGGUAACAUUUCUUUGGCUUUCUCUAUGGUGGCAUGUCAAUAAAAGUUCUUCCUGUUGCAAGUCA